Messenger RNA from Orbicella faveolata, 6953 nucleotides. Its product is annotated as dopamine receptor D1.L-like. Lineage: Eukaryota; Metazoa; Cnidaria; Anthozoa; Scleractinia; Merulinidae. Gene Ontology annotation, biological process: G protein-coupled receptor signaling pathway. The record is from RefSeq and is a predicted model, not a curated record. Gene Ontology annotation, molecular function: G protein-coupled receptor activity. Gene Ontology annotation, cellular component: plasma membrane.
UACAAACCACGAAUUUGAAAAAUUUAAGUUAAACUUUUCAAGAUGCUCAAACCGUGAUGGAGCUCCUUUAAAGCAAGUUGAUUACAUGUAGGUAACACCUAUCUUGGUCGUAGAGGGGUUUUUUUCUUUGAAACACAUUGGCAACUUACUAUAAAUGGACUGAGCCGGUAAUCUGAUGUUCAAAAAGAAAGGAAAAAUCCUUCUGGGACAAGGUUACCCGGCUAUACAAUUCCGCAGAGGACUAAAUGUGUCUUGCGUUCAGAGGAACACUUUUGGGUAACAUGCGCGUGUGUAGCGAUUCUUCGACUUUGCAAAAUUAAAUAGCUUAGACGUUUUAGCUGUUACGUCUUCUUGACUUUAAAAUAGACAACUACUAAUGAGGUAUAUUGGAAAAGAGCACGAAAGAGUAGCAUAAAAAAUGAUGUAAAUAUUACACUUGGAAUUGUAACUUUAUACACACCACUUCAAUAAGAAAUACGUUUAUAAAAUAAUGGCUGAUAACACAGACGUCCAUUAAAUGGCGAGCUGUUUCGCAAAGGCUCUGUAUACAACAUGGAGUUGCCUUAAUUUUAUAAAAGGAACAGAUAAAUAUUGCUCACUGUCGGUUUACGCAGCUUGAGGCAAACACUUCGCUUAAGCUUUCUCUCAUGUUUGCGUUUGGCUGUAAUGAUUUAAAACACCUGUUUCGUACAAAUUUUGGGCUAUGUAUUAAUCUUUUUGUUCAGGCCAUGCUGUUGCUAUUUAAUGUGCUAGAGCUUGCUAGUUAGGUAGUAAAAGGAACUCGUUUUACUGUGCAAACGUACCCAUAGUUCAGAAUAGUUGAAAAAAAAAAAAACCGUGGAUGUUAUUCCGAAAUGUAAAUUGCAUGUUGAAAAUUCUCUGGAUGGACUUGCGACACAUAUGCCAAAAAGGAUGCCGAAAGUAAUUAACGUGAAGCGGAAGAGGUAUAAUGGAAAAUUCAACCUAUUACGUCAGUCAUUAAUUCCCCUUUUCGAUUUUCCUCGGUCUGGCUAUCCUAGUGUAUUUUCGGUUUGUUUUCACCUCUGCUGUUUCUUGAAGGCUGCAAGAAAAUUUCAAAGUAGUAACACAUAGAACACCUUACCUGUUUCCAGCCCCCAUUUUUUUAGAGCACAAAUAACGUCGGAGACGAGUGUAAGUAAUGUCAAUGCCGUUUGCAACUGCAGCCUCAAAACAAUUGACAAUCUGAAAAAGGUCCCACGAGGCUAAAGAACGCGAGAGUCUGGGUACCACAUGCUAAAUUGAAGGGGUCGGUGUGGGCCGCGCGCGUUGCAUGCUGUUUAUUAAUUCAAUAGCAAACAAGCUUCAAAUACAUUGAAAUACAUUCAUGUAGGUGUUCCUCACCAACAUCCCUUGGUAAACUCCUCAGUGAACAUCUGCCUUAUUGCUGCAGAGGAAGGUACUCUUUUUAAUUCGCUGGAUCCUGCCCGAUUUUGCGUUUGCAGGGAGAACGUGAGAGUGAGGUUGGUGAGUGAGAUUUGAGAUCGUCUUAUUUUGUGAGAAAGCAUGACCCAUCCUCGAUACAUUUACGAAAUGUUAUUUCAUGAUACACCUGCUACAGAGCAAUUACGACUUCUCGCAGCCGUAUGGUAAACGUUUGCGAUUCGGACCUGCUAAAGGUGUUUCAACUAUGCGGCUUAUCGAUUUUCUCAAUAUUGUGAACUUAAAUGUUGCGGUUAAGUCAGUAAUUUUCAUAAAUUGAUUACUUUAAAUUUUCAUGAACCAUUGACUAUGCUUUUAUUCUGAUGCAACGUUAUUUUGUCUAUUUUAAGAUACCUCGCGAUUCACGUUCAUAUACCGUUUAAAUCUUUAAUUACAUAUUGUUUAUUGGCGGUGAAAUUCGAUUCAGUUCUAUAUUUGAGAAUUUUGUGGAUAAGAAACGUUUUAGAGCUCUGACUUAGCGUACUGAACACAGCAAUUUAGAUUCCACUAUGCAGAUUUGGAAUAUUCAAUGUUCCCGCUGCAGUAAGCCAAGGCAAUAUUUUGUCUAAACAUUCAGUUUUCCCCUGAUGGAAAAAAAAGCCGAAACCGUUGAAAAUAAGCUAUUAGCGUAGCCCGAAUAGAAAUCUAAGUGUUCUGAAAUGGGAAUAUCUCCAAACAAAAAUUCACGUACGUACGUUAUUCCAGGUGAAAUUAUUUUUAUGCCAGAUCGGGUCCCCGUGAGCGAAUGUGCCCUAAUAUCGAACUAAUGGAUAUUGAAAACUGGCUUAAAAGCUUAAAGCAAUAUUGAUUACUGGUUUCAAAUCAUUCAGCUGUAAUGGAUUUUGUUCUAAAUACGGAUUUUUAAUGAAUGCUUGUCAACAGCAAGAUGAAUCUAUCCGAAAAUAGCGCCGCUAGGAAAAAGGAAGUUGCAUUGAAAAAGAAAAAAAAUAAAGGAUUUCAACACAAAUAAAAUAGUUGCUUCUACAGAGGUUAUGCCGUAAAUAACCCGCCCAGAUGCUCAGUUUAUUUUUGUUGCCAUAAAUCGCUAUAAAUCGACACUGAGUGGAAACUGUAUGAAACAGCGAACAGCUUAAAAUUUCCGAAACAUCUUAUGGGUUCUGUGCAUUCAUGUAAAAAAAGUAAGAAAAGAGAAACUUUUCUUUGAUAAAAGACAAUGCGUUUAUAUCAGCCUUUCGAAAGUAAAUCCACUACAGCUGUAAUGAAUUUAAGAGUCUAUUUGGAAUAUUCGCCCUAUCUGUUCAAGUGGUUCUUUUCUCGGGAUAAAAUUCGAAACGCUUCUUCUGAAACUUACUCAAGUGGUCUUCUUAUAGCUUUGUAGCUUUUUUUUCUGGAAUUGUUAUAGGCCCUUUUAUCUAAAUUUCACUCGCAAGCUUUUCAUUUCUUUGUUUACUUAGUACAGCUGAAGUUUCAUUAUAUGAAUGUCGUGAUUUCUGGCCACACGUUUUUCGUCUAGUUUUGAGAAUAUCAAAGAUGCAGAUCGAGAGGAUCUGUAAAGGCCAUCACAAUUUAUUUUUACGACACCUUAUUUUUCUUUUUUUAAUCCUUUUUUGAACAAAAAAAAGCACAAAAAGAAACCUUGUAUUGUAAUUGAAGAGGAUUAUGCGUGUAGUCACAGACAUGAAUACCCUCUCGAGGUGAAUUGCUAACGUUUGACAAAUGUUUACAAAAGCAGAAAAUAGUUCGGAAGAUUUUAAUAACAUUUGUAGAACUCGCAUGUCAAAUUGUCAUGGCAAGUUCUAUAGAAACAUUCAUUGCAAGGAAACUCGUUCUUACAACAAUUAUUUAGUGAAGAAAAAAUGACAGUCUGUUAGAUUAGUACUUUCUACAAUGCACUUUUUGUCGAGACUUACAAUAAUGAAAAACUGUCGUUGGACUUUUUUGAGCCGUACACUUAAGGCUUUUAUAGAGCUUUAUGUACUUAGAAAAAUCCUUGUUCAAAUAAGCUCGGUUUUACGCCCUUUAAUUUUGAUUCUGGUCAAUAGAAGACUUUCGAAACGUGAAUAUUUUUUAAAAAAUCGGGACGUAUAAUCACACGAAAGGAAUUACCAACCUUCCUGGUGCAACUUCCGUUUUCGAGUUUAAAAUUAAUUAGGAAAUGUUUAAGAUUGAUUAAACUGCUUUGAUUUAUUACUCACUGUCGGUAGAUCAAAUUUAAGAGCAAUAAAAACAAAUGAAAGCCUUUAAUUGAAAUAACGCCUUACUGACCACCUCCCCCUUAAAAUUAAUUUAUCAAUGCAUAAUUCUUUUUAAAUACUUAACUUAAGUGAUUUCUGUGAGAGCAAUUCAAUUUUGAGAACUUCGUAGAACGAACGGUUAGAAUGCGAAGCUAUUUAAACUCUUAACCCUCUCUGAUUAGUCUCCGCGACUUUCGCUCAAUUUUUGGUUUCACGUUGAAUUCAUUUAUCUAAUCUGAAAAGAUAACUCUCCUGUUUUGAGUUGUCAUUAUAGUGACCUGAACUUGCCGGAAGAAAAACCUUAUCUGUCACCGAGGGGACCUGUCAAUUUAUGAUAUCUCUGAAAAAGACAAUUCUGUAGUUUCAGAGCAGCCGUCUGAUACUGCAGAACCUCGAGGUCAUAAAACAACGAGCGGCGAUUCGAAAAUCAAAAACUGUAUAUCAUAACAAAAAGUGUACUGAAGUGAGAAGAUUGAUAGAGAUAACCAUUGCACGAGGACUGAGAAUCUCGUUUAUCACGAGACCAUAAAAAACAUCACCAACAUACAACAAAACGACGGCCCGACGUACAAAAGGUAACUUGCUUUCUUUUACAUAUGAUACAUGUUGCUUCAACAGUGAGGGGCUCAUCCGGCCGGCUCCGAGUCAAUUCUGAUCGAGGUAGCUAUGCAGAAUACUUGGUUUUGAGAAACUGUGAAGGUAAGGGGGAUGUGCAGAGAAACUGCUAUCAGAGCGAUUCCCCGAAGUCCGAACGAGCGAAAUUAGAAAAAGAAAAAAAACAAGUCAGACAAAUAGGUAGAUGCUACUGUUGUUGCCCCACAAUCAUUGACAUGUUUACCGUUUUGGAUAUCCGGGAUAAGAGAAAGGAGUACAGAUGAUAAUAUCAUAUCACAAUUCCCCUUUAACACAAGUAGAUAAGAAAAAGCACGAAAUCGAUCGAUAUCUGGAUUUAAAUUAAGCUUGCGGUGGUGGGAGCGGACUACUCUACAUGUACAAAUCUGUACAGCUCCGACGUUUACGGCAAUGCUUCAGACGAGCACACGUACACGGGCACUCUUGCCUGGGAAACAAAAACAGGAGAGAUCUGUACAAAGACAUGUUCUUUAGCUUGCCCUAAGCUAAUUUAGAAAGGUGUUGUUGAUAGCCAGGCCGUGCUAGUCGGAGGGGAUUGUUGGUCCGAGAAAACUUAGAAACAGAUUUAUAGUAUGACUCAGCUAAAAAUUACAUGUAAAGCUUUCGACAGUGUUAAUGGAUGGCUAGAGAUUGAUCAGCCUAUAACCAUGCUGACAUCCACGAUGUUUGUUUCAUAACAUAUAAUCCGUAAAUUUACGUUCGUGGAAUUAAACUCUUUCGCUAAAUAGAACUUCCUCAUCUAAAUGUAGCUCCUUGCACGUACGUUCUAUGUUCGUUCUUUCAAGUAAUCUAAUCCAAAGCAGAUAAAACCGAACGUUUUAGUUGUUUUUAAGUCUGUGACUGAUAACUGCCAUCCAAUUUUAAUCAGGCAGCGAUUUUAUCAUUUCGAACCCGAGUUCGCUGACAUGCAAAUAUAUUACUGGCGUCAAGUUCGGUUUAAAGCACAAACGAAAUCUCGGAUGCAAGCUGCAAUGGUGAGAACAUGCGACUUCUCUCAGCUCAAGCGACUAGCCCUUGACAGGUUGUUUUACAAACUUUCUGUUUGCGCCGGUAAAUAUAGCCUGUGUUUAGUUGAAAUUCGGGUCCUCAAUGAAGACUCAUUUCCCACGAUUUUACAAUCAUGUUUUUGAAACUUUUACAUUAGCGCAAAUGCACACGCCUAAGAAAGCAGCUGGGCGGUUUUCGUGUUUUGCCCACUUAGUUAGGUUUAGCGGAUAUACCCCAGAACUAUUUUUUUCUGUAAAAAUGCUAUAUUCUGCAGCAUUUCCCAGUUUUAGGCCGGAAUCAAAUAUUGAACUAGACCGCAGGGAUAUUUCCUUCUUUGCGUUGGUCUCAUAUCAUUUUUGUUUUUUCGUUUUUUUUGCAAAUUAAUUAAAUUUCCGGAAGUAUAAUAGGUAUUACAUCCUUGGUCAUGUUGAUUCCUCCUUUUGAUUGCGCGCAAAUUGAGGGUGCGAUUAGGUGCAACACGCUUGAAGCGUAGCCUGUGGAAACGAACGGUACUUAAUAUUAAUCAACUGUUAUUUUAAAUUUUCCAGAUUGUUGUUUAUUGUCAGAUGUUUCUAGUUUGCGAUGACGAUGCACACGUCAGCCUCGGAGCGUGUAACUUGGUCAGUUCUGUACAGUAGCCUAGCUGUGUUCACCAUCGUUGGGAACUCACUCUCCAUAGCAGUGUUCCUCAACAAUUCAAGACUUCGCCGCAUGCGCACAAGCCUUCUACUGAUUAACUUAGCAGUCGCUGACCUGCUCGUGGGUGCUGUUGCCGUUCCCAUGUACAUGGUGUUCCAGUGGCCACAAAGCAUCAUAGCGCAGAAUAGCACUUUCGUCAUCUCAUACGAAGCUGUUGAUCUGUUAACUGGCUUUGCGUCACUGUUCAGCUUGUCUGUAAUCGGCCUGGAGCGAGCGUUUUCUGUGUUCUGGCCACACAGGCAUCGAGCGAUGGGAAAAUAUCCUUACUUUGCGGCUGUUCUAGUUUGUUGGUUCCUAUCCUCGCUACAAGUGCUGCUUCAUGUUUUAACCGAGCACAAAAUCGUCGAUUUUACGGUCUUUUUCUACAGCAUGAUGUUUGCGCUCUCAUUUGUCCUGGUUGUGAUGCUUGCUACGUACACCGCAGUCUGGUACAAAGUGCGGGCUCGUCAGCUAGAGCUUAGCGACCGUCGAAGAAACAGUCGAGUGUCGAUGGAACGAGAGCAAAAACUCCUCUUAACACUAGCCAUUGUUACCGGUGUCUUCUUCAUUACUUGGCUGCCUUUUCAUUUACUGAACAUCACGCUGUUCUUUUGCAUUCCCUGCCAAAAGAAACCCGAAAGAAACGGUCCACCGAGAGUAACAGCCCACCCGAAAGUAGCGGCCCUUUGAAGAAGUCAAUAGAAAAGAAAAUCUGAUCUCAAGCGCAACACAGAUGGAUCAGCCUUACUGCAGGACUGAACUACUUAAAGAGUUAUUUAUUUCUGGGUUUAUAUCGAACUUAAGUGCAUGAAUCUAUCUUGAAACUAUAAUUCAUAAGGUGUACCUGUCUGGCAGCAGGGUCAAAUGAUACAGUACCAUUAGACACAUCAAGAUAUAAUGCAACCAUUAUACUUUCGCCUUGCAAUGCCAACAUUAAGGGACUUCUCGCUAUGCAGUCUGCUUUGUCUAUGUGGGUACAGUAAUUAGUAACAUACAUAAACGAAACUUUUAAUUUCAUGA